CCACACCUCAACCUCCAGUGUGCACCAGGUCUGCUCAGUGGAUUCUUAGCGAAAUCCAUAGUUCUGCCAUAAUAAUUCAACAUAACUGUCGCCAAAAUAGUUUCUCUGUCAGGAAUGACCUGUACGAGCACGUCAUACUCAUCAGUUCUAAUUUCUAAUAUGGCCUCUGCUUCUACUCCAUACAGUUCUGCGCCUGCAUCCCCAACUCUUGCCCAUAUUCUUUUGUCACAACCACAUCACGGUCAGAUUUCUACGCCAGGAACCUGGGAUCUCAGGGAUGACAUUCGUAAAGCAUUCAAAAGCCCUGCACAUAGUGUCUUCCGAAAAGGAACCGUAAUUGGGUUCUCGAAACUCAGAAACCAAGCCAAGGGAAACGAUGAUAUGGAAUUUUUAGGCCAAGUUUCACGAUCAAUACUUGCAGCACAGCUGUGUGAAACAUCAUCGCCGUCAAGUUCUUGUGCUAAAACAUAUAUAAUCCACCCUGCAAAUCUCGAUAUAUUCUCUCCACAAAGGCUCCUUGAGUCUUUGUUAUCUGCAUCUCAACAGUCACCCUUGACGCGCGAUGAAGCAAUCUCACAUCUGGACUCUGUCCAAUUAUUCCCUGUCUUCGAUAUGGCUGCCGCUGUACAAGCGAUAAGUGAAGUCUCCGAUGCUCUGUGUAGGUAUAAAAAGGAAUGGAAAUCACAGCAGACUCGUCAGGUAGAAUCCACAGGUGAUAAUGACUGCCGCGUUUUCCUCGUCAUUGCCGGACUUGACACUCUUACCGAAGGAGUCGUCCGCGCUUCCUCCACAGUCAGAGGAACAGCCAUUCUGUCAAAUUUACUGCGGACUUUAACACAAUUGUCACGAAUGUACAGCUCUUAUCUUUCCGUGAUGCUUGUCAAUACUAGCGGGCUUGGAACGUUGACGUCCGACACGCACGCUGCCCCAGGUCAAUUGCAGCAAGGGAGAAAUCCGGGGAACAACCCGCAGACUUCUCGCGAGAACGGGAUUCACUCCAUAUUUCACGCAAGUGAGAAGUUGUUUCCUAGUCUUCUUAUGCGAACAUUGGAGCAGGGAAUCGAUGCUCAUCUUCUGUUAUCGACUGUCAAACCCGCACACGUGGUUGAAGUUAUUAAAGACAGGGUAGGCAACGGCGUUGGACGAUGGUGCAUCUGGGACAAACGAAUAAAUUGAGCACUGGUCCCGAAAAGUUACUUUUGUUUGGAGCUGCACUAUUAUAUAUCAAGCAGCCCAUUUAUUUGUAUAUAUUAUCAAAUCUUACGCCAGCCU
This is a messenger RNA of Aspergillus pseudonomiae, 1272 nucleotides long. RefSeq lists its product as uncharacterized. Lineage: Eukaryota; Fungi; Ascomycota; Eurotiomycetes; Eurotiales; Aspergillaceae. The transcript is spliced from 2 exons. The record is from RefSeq and is a predicted model, not a curated record. The coding region runs from base 115 to 1176 and encodes 353 amino acids.